UACACAGAUCGUACCAUGCAAUGUGAGAUUGGCAUUCAAUGAUCUCAUCGGAGACACCGUGACCUUCGACGCUCUUGGGGGGCCAUACACUAUGCAGGUCGAGAAGGGGCGAAAGAUAACCCAGAUAGGAGGAGAUGAUUGGGAUUGUUUCAUCGCCCGCAUGCGUCUUAGUGGGGGUGAAUUGAUCAGCUUCUCCUUCAGAAGAGAUAGGCCCAGGAUUUCUGUUAUCUAUCUAAAUUUGAUUCCGGAUAGUGAGGAUGAAGUUCAUGAGGAGGAAGAUGGUGCUGAUUCAGAUGAUGAUGAGAACCCACUUGUUGAAUACCUGUAUGCCCAAGGACUCAGACUGGGUGACGAGGAAAUCGGCAACCUCUGGGACAUGCUUCCGCUACGUGAAGACUACCUAGGGAAGCCAUUCGUGACCCGCCUCACAAGGACGAAUGUUAAACGGCAUAUCAUGAAAUUACCUAAGAGGUUACUUGAUAGCUGUGGCAUCGACCCGGACGAAGAAGGCAUGGCUGCUGGACUACGCCUUACCAGAACGGGCUCCAUCACCAGCUGUGCCUAUGCAGUGGACACGGACAGUCGCACUGUCUUGAGAAGGGCAGGGUGGAAGAAGUUCCUUCGUGGCAACAAUCUUCGGGUAGGACAGGCCAUCCUACUCACUGUUGCGAACACCAGUCGCCAUGACUUGAGGAUGAUGAUCACCAUCCACCUCAUUUAG
This is a messenger RNA of Aegilops tauschii subsp. strangulata, 721 nucleotides long. RefSeq lists its product as uncharacterized. The record is from RefSeq and is a predicted model, not a curated record. Lineage: Eukaryota; Viridiplantae; Streptophyta; Magnoliopsida; Poales; Poaceae.